CGACGCCAUCUUUCAGUUUUUUCAGUAGAUAGGAACAGGAAAGGAAAGAACAGUUUUGUUUGUUCCAUUUGUACCUACGUCAUUAGAAUACAUUUUCGAUUUUAUUUCCAUUUUAUUGUUUUGCUAAAUUCAAUUUGGUGUUAAAUUGUUUCAAGCUGGUUUCUAUUUUCAAAACUAAAUAUGAGCUCCGCUACAUCUACUCCUCUGUUUGCUUGCUCGCGUUGUUUCUCCAGACACCCUUUCGAAGAAUUGUCUCCUGGUGAACAACUCUGUAAGGAAUGUCGUGGUUCCUUCCCCAUUGUCAAGUGCACGUAUUGCCGUUCAGAGUUUCAACAAACAAGCAAAUCUAACACUUCUUCAAUUUGCAAGAAAUGUGAAGCUAAUGUGAAAGCUUACGGAAAACCAACUGCCUGUGAAUAUUGUAACAUCAUUGCUGCUUUCAUUGGAAACAAAUGUCAGCGUUGUGUAAACUCUGAGAGAAAAUAUGGGCCAGCUGUCACUUGUGAGCAAUGUAAGCAGCGCUGCGCUUUUGACCGUCAUGAUGACAGUAAAAAGGUAGAUGGAAAGUUACUAUGUUGGCUAUGCACUCAAUCACUAAAGAGGGCUCUUGCAAGAACCAAACAGCAUAUAUCUGCAGUUGACAAACAUAAACACCGCUCUCAUAAAUCUAAAACCAGUCACAAGGAUAAACGAAAAUCAGAUAUGAUGAAAUCAAUGAACUCGAGUGAUGCAUCGCUCAAUGAUUCUCAACCGUUGGAGAAAAAAUCAAAGCUUAAUCCCUUACAAGGUGAAUUAGAUCCAAAUAGCUCUGACCAUGUGGUGGCAAUGACACAACUAAAGGAAACCAUUGCUAGCCUACAGAAGAAAGUAGCACAAAAAGACAAUGAAUUGCUCGCCAAAGACAAACUGAUAACAGAAUUGAAGGCUCAACACCACAACAAUACUACGGACCUAAGGACCGAAAUGAAGAACAAGGAUCGUUUGAACGAGACCAAAUUCAACCUUAUGAAUACCAAGAUACAGAAUCUAUUGAAGGAAGUGGCGACACUGAGCAAAUCAGCCAAAAAGAACAAUAAGAACACAAAGACCAUACUGGCAAAUACAGAGAACAGUGGAAGCGGCACAGAUAGCCCAAGUACCAACUAGAACAAAUUCUCAUUAUAGUUCAAAUUAUAAUUUCUUAAUGAUAACGACACAGACAAG
Molecule: messenger RNA, 1203 nt
Organism: Chilo suppressalis (striped riceborer)
Lineage: Eukaryota; Metazoa; Arthropoda; Insecta; Lepidoptera; Crambidae
Source: the annotation of a GenBank genome assembly